CGUCACACCAGAUGGCUUGACUCGGCUCCUGGACUCUGGAUGUUCCCGGGAUCACAGAAGGCUGGAACUCUAGGAGCCGGGGAAAACUGGGAUCUACGUCGCUGUCUGACGGCGGAAUGACGGACCGGGAAUCGGUUCCGAUCCCGGCGGAGGUUCGGGCCAAACUGGCCGAGCUGGAGUUGGAGUUGUCCGAAGGUGACAUCACACAGAAGGGCUACGAGAAGAAACGCUCACAGCUGAUUGGAGCAUUUAUCCCUCAGACGUCAGGGAUGGAUCCGGUCCACGGGCAGGACAGAAAAGCUGCUGCGUCCUCGUCCUCACGCUACCAGCGCCGCCGCUCCUCAGGAACCAGAGACGAGCGCUAUAGAUCAGAUGUGCACUCGGAGGCCGUGCAGGCCGCGCUGGCCAAGCACCAGGAGAGGAAGAUGGCAGUGCCGAUGCCAUCCAAGCGACGCUCCCUGGUGGUCCAGACGUCAGUGGAGGCCUACACACCGCCUGACACAUCGUCGGACUCCGAGCGAGACGGUGAAGGAGACGAGGAGGAUGAGGGGGGCGACGAGGAGGAUGCUGGAGGAGGAGGAGGAACCUCGUCCAGCCGGGAGGGCAGUGUCAGCAUGGAGCACUGGAUCAGUCGGGCCAUCCACGCGACCUCCUCCACCACUAACACCACCUCCUCCACGGCCUCCUCCUCCUCCACACGCAGCAGUAGCAGCGGGGCGGCCGGCGGUCGGCUGGCGGACGUCCUCGCUCAACACAUGCACAUCUCCGCCCAGCGCCAGCAGCGCCACCAUCACAGGGCCGAGCACCACUCCACACCUCCAGACGUCACCGGCUACUCCAACAACACGUCCCACAUCUCUGCAGUGGAUGGGGUCCAGGUGGAGAGGAGCUCGGGGCCUGGCUCCGUGGGUCACAGACAGACCCCUAAGUACGGCAACGCAGAGCUGAUGGAGACUGGAGACGGGGUUCCGGUGAGCAGCCGAGUCUCCGCUAAGAUCCAGCAGCUGGUCAACACACUCAAGAGACCCAAGCGGCCGCCACUGCGAGAGUUCUUCGUGGACGACUUUGAGGAGCUUCUAGAGGUCCAGCAGCCGGACCCGAACCAGCCCAAAGCUGAAGGUGCCCAGAUGGUGGCAGUGCAGGGCGAGCAGAUGGGCGUGGUCACCAACUGGCCUCCCUCCCUGGAAGCGGCCCUGCAGCGGUGGGGCACCAUCUCCCCCAAGGCUCCCUGCCUUACCACCGUGGACACCAGCGGGAAGCCUCUCUCCAUCCUCACCUACGGUAAACUCUGGUCCAGGAGCGUGAAAGUGGCCUACAACCUGCUGCACAAGCUGGGGACCAAAGUGGAGCCGGUGGUGAGACCCGGAGACCGGGUGGCGCUGGUCUUCCCGAACAAUGACCCCGCAUCCUUCAUGGUGGCGUUCUACGGGUGCCUGCUGGCCAAUGUCGUCCCCGUCCCCAUCGAGGUGCCUCUGACCAGGAAGCAGGAUGCAGGCGGGCAGCAGAUCGGCUUCCUGCUGGGCAGCUGCGGGGUGACCGUCGCGCUGACCAGCGACGUGUGUCAUAAGGGGUUACCCAGGAGCCCCACCGGAGAGAUCCCGCAGUUCAAAGGUUGGCCCAAAAUCCUGUGGGUUGUCACCGAGUCCAAACAUCUGUCCAAACCGUCCCGAGACUGGUUCCCCCAAAUCAGAGACGCCAACCACGACACGGCGUACAUCGAGUACAAGACCUGUCAGGAUGGCAGUGUUCUGGGGGUGACAGUGACCCGGGUGUCCAUGUUGGCCCACUGCCAGACUCUCACACAGUCCUGCUGCUACACUGAAGCAGAGACUCUAGUCAAUGUCUUGGACUUCAAGCGGGACGUGGGUCUGUGGCACGCAGUCCUCACGAGCGUGAUGAACAUGAUGCAUGUGGUCAGUGUCCCGUAUGCCCUGAUGAAGGUCAACCCGCUGUCCUGGAUCCAGAAGGUCUGCCAGUUCAAAGCUAAGGUGGCGUGUGUGAAGUCUCGGGACAUGCACUGGGCUCUGGUGGCUCACCGGGACCAGAGAGACGUGGACCUGAGCUCCCUGCGCAUGCUGGUGGUGGCUGACGGUUCCAAUCCCUGGUCUGUGUCCUCCUGCGACGCCUUCCUGAAUGUCUUCCAGACCCGAGGUCUUAAGCCUGAGGUCAUCUGUCCCUGCGCCAGCUCACCUGAGGCGCUAACCGUUGCCAUGAAGAGACCAGCAGAAGAGGGAGGUUCGCCCGUGGGUCCAGUCCAUCCAGGAUCCAGAGGGGUUCUGUCCAUGCAGGGUCUGAGUCACGGCGUGAUCCGGGUGGACUCGGAGGAGAAGCUGUCGGUACUGACGCUGCAGGACGUCGGGUCUGUGAUGCCGGGAGCAACCAUGUGUGUGGUGAAGAUGGACGGUCUUCCUCAACUGUGCAGAACCGACGAGGUGGGGGAGUUGUGCGUGUGCACCCGGGCCACUGGGACGUCCUACUACGGUUUGAGCGGCAUGACCAAGAACACCUUCGAGGUCUUCCCACUGAGCAGCAGCGGCGUCCCCAUCUGUGAGUUGGCCUUCACCAGAACCGGCCUGCUGGGCUUCAUCGGACCAGGCGGUCUCGUUUACGUGGCCGGGAAAAUGGACGGACUGAUGCUGGUGGGCAGUCGGCGGCACAACGCCGACGACCUGGUGGCCACUGCGCUCGCUGUGGAACCCAUGAAGUUCGUCUACAGAGGGAGGAUCGCGGUCUUCUCCAUCUCUGUGCUUCAUGACGAGAGGAUCGUUGUCGUGGCAGAGCAGCGUCCGGACUCGACAGAGGAGGACAGUUUCCAGUGGAUGAGUCGAGUCCUACAAGCCAUAGACGGGAUCCACCAGGUGGGGGUCUACUGUCUGGCCCUGGUGCCGGCCAACACCCUGCCGAAGACCCCUCUCGGGGGGAUCCACCUGUCAGAGACCAAGCAGCUCUUCCUGGAGGGGGCGCUGCACCCCUGUAACGUGCUGAUGUGUCCCCACACCUGCGUCACCAACCUGCCCAAGCCUCGGCAGAAGCAGCCAGAGGUCGGCCCAGCGUCUGUGAUGGUCGGGAAUCUGGUAUCGGGCAAAAGGAUUGCUCAGGCCAGUGGGCGAGACCUGGGCCAGAGUGAAGACCAUGACCAGGCAAGGAAGUUCCUCUUCCUGUCAGAGGUUCUUCAGUGGAGAGCGCAAAGUUCUCCAGACCAUCUUCUCUACACGCUGCUGAACUCGAGGGGAACAGUCUCCAGCUCGCUCUCGUGUGUUCAGCUGCACAAACGAGCAGAAAAAGUGGCGGCCAUGUUGGCGGAGCGAGGACACCUGCAGGCUGGAGACCACGUGGCGCUGGUGUAUCCCCCAGGCAUCGACCUCAUCGUGGCGUUCUACGGGUGCCUAUACGCCGGAUGUGUCCCCAUCACGGUGCGACCGCCACACCCGCAGAACAUCAGCACCACCUUGCCCACCGUCAAGAUGAUCGUGGAGGUCAGCCACUCUGUUUGCAUGAUGACAUCACAGAUCAUCUCCAAACUGCUGCGGUCCAAAGAGGCUACUGCUGCUGUCGACCUGCGGAGCUGGCCGCCGGUGCUGGACACUGACGACCUGCCAAAAAAAAAGCCUGCGCUGCUCUUCAAACCCUCCAAUCCAGAUCACCUGGCUUACCUGGACUUCAGCGUGUCCACCACUGGGAUGUUGGCUGGGGUCAAGAUGUCUCAUGCUGCCACCAGCUCCUUCUGUCGCUCCAUCAAGCUGCAGUGUGAGCUGUACCCGUCCAGAGAGGUGGCCAUCUGCUUGGACCCGUACUGCGGCCUGGGCUUCGUGCUCUGGUGCCUCUGCAGCGUGUAUGCGGGUCACCAGUCCAUCCUCAUCCCGCCGUCAGAGCUGGAGGUGAACCCGUCUCUGUGGCUGUCGGCGGUCAGUCAGUACAAAGUGCGGGACACGUUCUGCUCCUACAGCGUCAUGGAGCUCUGCACCAAAGGUCUCGGGGUGCAGACGGACUCGCUCAAGGUGACGACUCGCUUCUCACUCUGUCACGAACAGUGUCGGGGGCUGGACUUGUCUCGAGUGCGCACCUGCGUGGUGGUGGCGGAGGAGCGACCCAGGAUCUCGCUGACUCAGUCCUUCUCCAAACUCUUCAAAGACCUGGGCCUCCACCCGAGAGCCGUCAGCACCUCCUUCGGCUGCAGGGUCAACCUGGCCGUCUGUCUGCAGGGAACCUCGGGACCCGACCCCACCACAGUCUUCGUUGACAUGCGGGCGCUACGCCACGACAGGGUGCGACUUGUGGAGCGGGGGUCUCCCCACAGUUUGCCCCUCAUGGAAUCCGGAAAGAUCCUGCCCGGAGUCCGGAUCAUCAUCGCAAACCCUGAGACCAAAGGACCAAUGGGAGAGUCUCACCUGGGCGAGAUUUGGGUCCACAGUGGACACAAUGCCAGCGGCUACUUCAGCGUGUACGGGGACGAGGCGCUGCAGUCGGACCACUUCACCUCAAGACUCAGUUUUGGGGACACACAGACUGUUUGGGCCAGAACUGGCUACCUGGGCUUUCUGCGCCGGACCGAGCUCACCGAUGCCAGCGGGGAGCGGCAUGACGCGCUGUAUGUGGUGGGCGCCCUGGAGGAGGCCAUGGAGCUGAGAGGGAUGCGUUAUCACCCCAUCGACAUCGAGACGUCGGUCAUCAGGACUCACAAGAGCAUCACGGAAUGCGCCGUCUUCACCUGGACUAACCUGCUGGUGGUGGUGGUGGAGCUGGACGGGUCGGAGCAGGAGGCCCUGGAUCUGGUCCCACUGGUUACCAACGUGGUUCUAGAAGAGCAUUACCUGAUCGUGGGAGUGGUCGUGGUGGUGGACGUCGGCGUCAUCCCCAUCAACUCGCGUGGCGAGAAGCAGCGGAUGCACCUGCGUGACGGCUUCCUGGCGGAUCAGCUGGACCCGAUCUACGUGGCCUACAACAUGUAGCGCCCCCUGGUGGCCACUGUGUUGCCCAGACUCUCUCGACUGUUGGACUUUGUGAAGCCGAAUGUUUAUGAGGAGCCGUCGAGGAAAAAGACGAUUGUUUUAUCACUUUGUUUUAUGACGUCAGAGAGCGACGUCACCUUUUCAGCGCCGUUGUUUUAUGAGCAAAACCUGUAAGUAUGUACAAACAACCUGUUAUUUAUUUUCUGUUCCGCUGUUUGAUAAGACGUUUAUUAUUGUGAGUGAGGUUGCAGAAUAAAAUAUUUGACAUAGACUACCAAAUGCUUCUAUAUGAGGAAGGACAAGGUUGUCUACGUGAAUAUGAUGAGGUCAUCCGAAGUUGCAGGAUGGUUUGACUGACAAAGUUAGAGACGUUUGUUUUGUGUCUCAUUUCAGGUCCUCAAAACCAGACCUGUGAGAUGUUGUUUACGUUGUUUAUUAGCACAGAGAGAAAAUAAAAACUAAACAGUAUUAAAAAA
Messenger RNA from Synchiropus splendidus (mandarinfish), 5425 nucleotides. RefSeq names its product disco-interacting protein 2 homolog C. Bases 117 to 4949 code for a protein of 1610 amino acids. NCBI's taxonomy places the organism in Eukaryota, Metazoa, Chordata, Actinopteri, Syngnathiformes, Callionymidae. The transcript is spliced from 37 exons. The record is from RefSeq and is a predicted model, not a curated record.